This is a messenger RNA of Drosophila mauritiana, 1359 nucleotides long. RefSeq names its product terminal uridylyltransferase Tailor-like. Gene Ontology annotation, molecular function: RNA uridylyltransferase activity. The transcript has a single exon. Bases 16 to 1359 code for a protein of 447 amino acids. The record is from RefSeq and is a predicted model, not a curated record. Lineage: Eukaryota; Metazoa; Arthropoda; Insecta; Diptera; Drosophilidae.
UGCGUAAAUAAAAAAAUGUCGGCCUCUGCAUCGGAAUCAACUUCUCCGCCUGGGGAUGGUGACGGUAAUCUUGUGCUUUGCAUGGUAUGCGGUGCCCCCUUCCAGAGUACGCAGGAUUGCCUUGCCCACGCGCUGCUCAAGCAUGGCAGCAAGCUCCAGAAGCAACUGCGAAAGCGAUUGAACGCCAUUACCACGAUAUUAAACAGCGCACAAAGCCAAUCCGAACGCCAUGAGCUGCGGGAGGCUCUCGAGAAGUCCAAGCCCGGCGGGCACCUGCGCACCGUAUUGAAUAUCUUUGCUGUUGAUCUCGAAAAGAUGAAAACCUGCUUCGAGCACGUCCGCAACUGCAUAGAGAAGGAGAUGAAGGGCAAGGUUAGGGUGUUCCCCUUUGGUUCACUGGUUACAGGCUUAGCAUUGAAGGAGAGCGACCUCGAUUUGUUUGUGGAGCCCAACGGCAACCAGCCACCAUUGUGCCAUCAGUAUCUAUACAACAGGACUUCAUACUUUUUACGAAGUUCCAAAUGCUUUGCAGAUGUAAACACCAUUCGUCAUGCCAGCGUGCCCAUCAUUAGAUGUAAGCAUCAGCUCACCGGACUGAACAUAGACUUCAAUAUGUCAAAUCCGAAUGGCAUAUUUAACUCCCGAUUUGUGGGCGAACUGAUGCUUCGCAAUGAGCGGAUACGCGAGCUCAGCUUAUUUUUGAAAAUCUGGGCCAAGAAGCUAAAAUUGAUUUGCAAUGGCGGCAUGACAAGCUAUUGCUUAAUAUCCUUGAUCAUCGUAAACUUGCAAGUGAAUCGAAUAGUUCCAUCCGUCAAACAGCUCCAGUCACUCUGUCCACCGGUUAUUUUGUCGGGCGUUAACUUUGCCUACAGCCUGGACCUAACGCCGCCGAUUACAGAACGGCUCACCACGCUGGAUUUACUUAAAAACUUCUUCAUAUACUACAGCACUGUCAACUUUGACAAAAGUUUAUUGAGUCCGUUUCUGGGCGGCUGUGUGGACAAGGAGACAACACUGGGCAUACCAGGAGGAUUUCCCGAGUACGAUGAGCAACAGAAGCUCGUGCAUGAUGCAACAGGUGAGCCGCCACACGCUUUCCAGCUGGAUAGAGUUAUGUGCGUACAGGAUCCCUUCGAGCUGAACCGCAACGUGGCCAAAUCAGUGUCCAUUGCAAAUUUAUUUUACUUUAGACAAUGCCUAGUCCUGGCUGCUCAAGCAUGCAGCGAUCAGGAACUAACUUCGCAACCAGAGAAGCUAUACGACUACCUAUUAUUUGGCCUGGCGGAUAAGUUAGUAGCCGACAAGAUAGUGGCAGAUAAAAGAUGGCAGAUUCAAUGCCAAAUUGAAGACAGAUCUUAA